AUGCUAAAGGCUUUUUCUCGUUCUUCUUUGAUCUCACGAAGGUUUCUGCAAAUCUCAGCCAGUGAUCCCGAACUAUCGAAGAGAUUCGAUGUGAUUGUGGUUGGUGGUGGACAUGCCGGAUGUGAGGGAGCGGCUGCGGCCGCAAGAUGUGGCUCAAGAGUCCUCAUGAUCACACAUAAAGUGGAUUCCAUCGGUGUUAUGAGUUGCAAUCCGUCUUUUGGAGGGAUCGGCAAGGGACAUUUGAUGAGGUGAGUUGAUUUCAAUUUUUUUAUUGUUAUUUAGGCACUAAUACGUCUUAAAUUCAAUGGAGAAGCUAAUAGACCCUGAUCUUUAGGGAACUGGACGCUUUUGAUGGAGUUUCACCUCGAGUUUGUGAUCAAUCAGCCAUUACAUUCCAAGCACUAAAUAGAUCACAUGGCCCGGCCGUUCUAGGGUUGAGGGCUCAGAUGGAUCGUACAAUUUACCUUAGGAACAUGCAGAAGGAAAUACUGAACACACCGGGGUUGAUGGUUUUGGAAGCAGCUGUUGAGGACCUUGUUCUUGAUGAAGGAAAUGGCACCACAAGAAUAAAUGGAUGUGUUCUUGAUGAUGGAACGGUAAGAACAACUGUUAAUUUUAUUACCAUUUGAUUCUUUUUUUUGAAUUUCCUGACUAAUUGUUUUACGGGGAAUAUAAUUUCUCCAAAAUAUGCUUCACAAGUGUUUUUUCAGAUAAUAACUUCGGAUACUGUAAUGAUAACAACAGGGACUUUCUUAUCUGCCGAGAUUUAUCGAGGGAUGACAUCCAGACCAGCCGGGCGACUCGGAGAUCCAGCUUCUUACGGGCUUUCGAAAACAUUUUUAAGGCUGGGAUUUGAACUCGGAAGGCUGCGAACAGGGACUCCACCUCGUCUGGAUUCCAACACAAUCGAUUUUAGCAAGUUUACAAUAGCACCGCCUGAUCAAAACCCGAUUCCAUUCAGUUAUAUGACAAAAAAACUGUGGAUUGAUGUGGAGAAACAGGUGAGAAGCUAGAAAUAUAGCUUUCAGGAUAUAAAAUUUAGUGUAAUGUGGUCAAUUAUUGAGUAUAGCUUACCGUUUAAACUCUUAGAUUUGAUCUUUAUAUUAUUUUAGUCAUUAUUUAUACCUAUUUUCUAGAUUCCCACGUAUUUCGGCUACACAAAUCAAAAAGUGGUCAAAAUAGUUAACGACAACCUCUCACAAAACCUGCAUUGUGCCGGUGGAGUGACCGGACCGAGGUAUUGCCCAUCUUUGGAGACCAAAGUCAUCCGAUUUCCCAAGCUGAAUCAUAGGGUAAGAUAAGAAUUUUGUUGUUAUGUGUUUUGUUUUAGUUCUUUCUCGAAUACGAAGGCCUCAAUUCGAACGUUAUUUAUAUGCAAGGUAGUACGAUGACAAACGAAGAAAAGAUCCAAGAUCAGAUUGUCAACUCGAUAGAAGGAUUGGAGAAGGCGAAGAUACUACAAUAUGGAUAUGGAGUUCAUUAUGAUUACGUCAAUCCUAAGCAGUUACAGCCCUGGUUGGAAACAAAGAAAGUGGAAGGGCUCUUCUUGGCGGGUCAGAUCAAUGGGACAACGGGCUAUGAGGAGGCCGCAAGUCAAGGUAGGAAAACUUUCGAAAGUAGAAUUUCUGGGCUGAAUUUAGUUUCAAGUGUCUUACAAGGUUGUGAGAACUUGAACAGAGUGUCAUUGAGUAAUCGUGAGCGCUUUCAGGAGUCCUGGCCGGGAUAAAUUGUGUUUGGCGAUCGAAAAAACGGAAAAAUUUGGAGACUCCAGAAGAUCCAUUGACAAUUUGCAGAUCUGAAGGAUACUUGGGCGUUUUAAUUGACGAUUUGAUCAAUUUCGGUGUCAAAGAACCUUAUCGAAUGUUCACAUCGAGAGUUGAGUUUCGACUUCAUCUAAGGUAA
Messenger RNA from Bursaphelenchus xylophilus (pine wood nematode), 1902 nucleotides. Lineage: Eukaryota; Metazoa; Nematoda; Chromadorea; Rhabditida; Aphelenchoididae. The record is from the annotation of a GenBank genome assembly.